Messenger RNA from Eimeria tenella, 1260 nucleotides. Its product is annotated as nucleoside diphosphate kinase 7, putative. The coding region runs from base 1 to 1260 and encodes 419 amino acids. Gene Ontology annotation, cellular component: centrosome. NCBI's taxonomy places the organism in Eukaryota, Apicomplexa, Conoidasida, Eucoccidiorida, Eimeriidae. The record is from RefSeq and is a predicted model, not a curated record. The transcript is spliced from 4 exons.
AUGGACACCCCUCCCCGACUUGCUUUCUACGCGUCGUGGGACGCGUCGGGUGCUGGUGACACAAAGGAACUGAUACUGGUGUACUACACCGGCGACAGCACAGUAGAACUCAAAAGAAGCAGCAGCAGCAGCAGCAGCAGCAGCACGAACUUGAAACGGGUUUUGGUUCCCAACGCCACGAUUCAGAAAUUGUAUCAAGGGGCGCAGCUUGUUCUUCUUUCCCGACAUUUAAGAAUCCUCGAGCCAGCCAACCACCAGACUGCUGCUUACCUCGCACUGUGCAUGCAGCCUGCCCUCUGUAUCUGGCGCGCAACUGACACCCACGUUUACCCUCGAGCUCUUCAGGGCCUGCUUGACUCUGGGCUCACGCUGGCCAGCUGCAGAGAGCUGGCCUUAGAGGCUUCUUUGGCUGAUCUGCUGGCCCUCCAUUCGCCGAAUACAUGCAUGCAGGGGGACCUUUCUGUCUUAUCUUCCUCUGCCAUUGUGGCUUUCACUUUACUUGGAAGAGACGCAGCAAAUAAGGUUGCCACUCUCGCCCCUCAGUCGCUACACCCAAGUGCGGACACCCCCGCUGCUGCCAUCGAGGAUUUGGCUGCAGAGCUCUGUGAGAGGGUUACGCCCCGCGCACGGGCCCCUGCAGGGGCCCCUGCUGCGACCCUUGCGGGGGCCCCUGCUGCGACCCUUGCGGGGGCCCCUGUCGGGGCGCCUGGUGGAGCCUUUGCUGGGACCCUUGCAGGGGCCCCUGCUGGGGCCCCUGUUGGGGCCCCUGCUGGGGCCCCUGAAGCCCCUUUUGGGGUGGGGGCCCUUGGGGCCACUGCAGUGCCUGAGGUCACUUGCUGCGUCGUGAAGCCCCAUGCCAUACAGCAAACUGGCGCCAUACUUGAAGAAAUAAUAAAUGCGAAUUUUGCAAUUUCCAACAUGCAGUCAUUUCGCCUGACCAAUUUAGCAGCCCAAGAGUUCCUCGAGAUCUACAGAACAGUGCUGAAGGAAUACCCACAGAUUGUUGAGGAAAUGACAAACGGAACUGUCGUGGCGCUGCAGCUCGAAGGACCUGACGCAGUGGCCAGGCUCAGACGCUUAGCGGGGCCCCACGACCCCGAAAUCUGCCGCUACCUGCACCCCUCCACCCUGCGAGCCAAACUGGGCACCGACGUCCCCCGCAAUGGCCUCCACUGUACAGACCUGAAGGAAGAUGGGGCCCUCGAGUGCAGUUACUUCUUCGAAUUGAUGGCAGCGGGGGCCCCCCAGGCCGAGGCGUGA